UACCUCCUUCCAGUUGACAUGCUGGCUUUCAGCUGCCCAUCCACAUAAGCAGGUGUUGUAAAACAAUAGCUCUGUGGUCCUGUUUCCAAGCACCCUUGUUAAAAAAAAAAAAAGGCAAAGUUUUAUUUCAGCCGGGAUCUUGAGCACUUUGGAUGCCCAAGUGUUUAUAUCAAAGAAGAAAAGUGAUGGACAUCUACUGUUUAUUCAUCUUUCUGCUCUUUGGACCAGGUAUGCUAGUCCAUGGCUCCAGUCAUGAAAGCCGCUUGGUUGACGAUUUAUUCAGCAGCUACAACAAAAUUGUGCGUCCAGUGAGCAAUCAUUCUCAUGCUGUGGAAGUUAUUGUGGGACUGCAACUUAUCCAGCUGAUCAAUGUGGAUGAAGUAAAUCAAAUAGUAAGCACCAAUGUGCGCCUGAAACAGCAAUGGACAGAUGUAAAUUUGAAAUGGAAUCCAGCAGAUUAUGGUGGUGUGAAGCAAAUCCGCAUACCCUCAAAGGAUAUCUGGCGUCCAGAUUUAGUUUUGUAUAACAAUGCAGAUGGAAUUUUUGCUAUCGACCAGUUCACCAAAGUUCUUGUCAACUAUACAGGACAUAUCACAUGGACUCCACCAGCCAUCUUCAAAAGCUACUGCGAAAUUAUAGUCACCCACUUCCCCUUUGAUGAGCAAAACUGCAGCAUGAAGCUGGGAACAUGGAGUUAUGAUGCCUCUGUGGUUGCCAUUUACCCGGAAAGUGCGCGUCCAGACUUGGAUAACUACAUGGAAAGUGGAGAAUGGACAAUGAAAGAUUACCGAGGUUGGAAACACUCGGUGAAGUAUGGUUGCUGCCCUGAAACGUAUCUUGAUAUCACCUAUCACUUUGUAUUGGUGCGUUUGCCUCUCUACUUCAUUGUCAACGUCAUUAUUCCUUGCCUUCUCUUCUCAUUCUUGACUGGCUUAGUAUUUUAUCUACCUACAGACUCAGGGGAGAAGAUGACUCUGAGCAUCUCUGUCCUGCUUUCUUUGACUGUGUUUCUUCUUGUCAUUGUGGAGCUGAUUCCUUCAACUUCCAGUGCUGUUCCCUUGAUUGGCAAAUACAUGUUGUUCACCAUGGUGUUUGUCAUAACUUCUAUCAUCAUCACUGUCAUAGUGAUCAAUACCCACCAUCGCUCGCCCAGUACCCACACUAUGCCACAGUGGGUGAGAAAGAUAUUUAUUGAAACAAUUCCAAAUGUUAUGUUUUUCUCAACCAUGAAACGUCCGUCCAAAAAUAAGCAGGAGAACAAGAUUUUUACUGAGGACAUGGAUAUCUCUGAAAUCUCAGGGAAACAAGAGCCCACGGCUAUGAAUUUCCAGACAUCACUUACUAAAAAUCCAGAUGUCAAAAGCGCAAUUGAAGGCAUCAAAUAUAUUGCUGAGUCGAUGAAAUCAGAUCAAGAAUCCAAUAAUGCCGCAGAGGAAUGGAAGUUUGUUGCAAUGGUGGUUGAUCAUCUUCUCCUUGGCAUCUUCAUGUUAGUUUGCAUCAUUGGAACCCUCUCGGUUUUUGCUGGCCGUCUCCUUGAACUAAGCCAGCAAGAUUGAAAUAAGGACAUUCGGUGAAAGAGCAUGCUAUGUCCUGGAGUAAGUGAACUUCAGGAAAUUUAUAGAAGGAAAUUUUCUUACCCCACCUCUAUCCUUUAGCUCCCGGAUCCCUGCUCAGGAAGAUCCAUCAACUGUUCCAAAUAUUUUCACACAGUUCAGGGCUAUAGCAGCGAAAUAAAGUGCAAAUUUCCUUCGGUGAAAAUCCUAAGUUACCAAACUGUAAAUCAUGUAUUUUAAGGAAUAUCCAUAUGCCCUCAUUCUGGUAUUUCAAAAUACCAAUCAGCGUGGAUAAAUGUGUAAAGAUAAUAUAGACAUAUUUAAGCUAUAAAUUGGUUAUAGCAAUUUGCAUUAAAGAGGUCUAAUAUGGCAUCGUUUUGAGUUCCCACAGCACAGUAAGUCUGAAGCCUUGUGGAAAACUUGACAUCCACUCUUGGGACCUAAGGUUUAUGCUUCCAUAUAUUACAU
Molecule: messenger RNA, 2021 nt
Organism: Protobothrops mucrosquamatus (brown spotted pit viper)
Lineage: Eukaryota; Metazoa; Chordata; Lepidosauria; Squamata; Viperidae
Gene: CHRNA1
Product: cholinergic receptor nicotinic alpha 1 subunit
Exons: 9
Coding region: 153-1556 (467 amino acids)
Biological process (GO): nervous system process; regulation of membrane potential; monoatomic ion transmembrane transport
Cellular component (GO): synapse; neuron projection; postsynaptic membrane
Molecular function (GO): acetylcholine-gated monoatomic cation-selective channel activity; transmembrane signaling receptor activity
Source: RefSeq, a predicted model, not a curated record